AUGGAAGAAGAGAAGCCACAAAAUCUAGAUCCGUUCGCCCCCAUCCAAUCUACUGGCGACCAAGCUGUUGAUUUGCAUAUUUUAAGUGAAGAGAUGACUUCCCAAAAAGAUGAAAGGAUUGCCUCUACAAAUCCUUCUCCGGAUGCAGUUGUCACGGGGGCUUCAAGAAACACCAAAUAUCAACCUGCAACUUCAGUAACAACUGGAGGUCUUUCUACUUUACAACCAUUUAACACAUAUACCCCUCAAGAACAGGGUUAUUACAUUGCAGGGUAUGAUAGCGGCAGUGGUAACUGGGAUGAACAUUCAAACUAUGUCAAUGCCGGCAACUUGAAUGUCUUACCUCCGGCCAUGUACAAUGAAAAUUCUUCACUCUUCUUUCCUCCGAGCUAUGGCUUUGACUCCCAGAUGGCAUAUGGGCAGUUUUCUUCUCUGGCUAGCCCCCUUUCUCCAAUAAUGAUUGAUGGUCAGCUGUUUUCUCCUCAUCAAGUGCCUGUGACCCCGCCUUACUAUCCGCCACCGAUUUCACCUGGCCCACCACAUGUUACUUCGGCGCAUCCUGCCUCACAGACUGAAAUAAUGGCACCAGGAAAUAGCAGCCAAGAAAACCUUAUUGACAACACAUUUUUUGGGCCAGGUUCAGCUUACUAUCUACCAUUUGGAUCUUUUAGUGGAGGUGAAUUUUCUGGAAGUAGUGCCCAUGGUCCUUACAAAUUCCGUGGAGAUUUUGGGUCAAGCGAAUCAUUUCCUAGGCGCUCGAGUUCCUUAGAUACUAGCUGGUUCAUAUCUCCAUUAACUUCUGGAACUGGAUACGCUCAACCUAUUGGCAUACUUGGAUCAUAUGAGCAAAAUGUUGCACAGCCACCAUUUCAGGGUUUUGGGUUAACGACAAAUACCUCUGCUAGACAUUUGGCCAACAGUGGUUCUUACCAAAGCUCUGUUGGGUCUAGUUCUACUCGAUAUCGAGUUUCCAGUGACAAAAGUGGAAGGCGAGAAAGGGAUCGGGAUUCUCUCAACAUUUCUACAGAUAUGUCUGGUGUGUCAAGCGACCGGAACAGAGGACCAAGGGCCUUGAAGCCCAGAAACAAGAGUAGCCCCGAAGAAGAGUCUUCUGUGAGCAUUAAAGAUGUUGAAUCAACUUCUAGGCUUCAGGCCGAUCACAUCAACUCGCCAGAUUUCAUAACCGAUUAUGAACGUGCAAAAUUUUUUGUUAUAAAGUCUUUUAGUGAAGAUAAUAUCCAUAAAAGUAUAAAAUACAGCGUCUGGGCGAGCACACCACUUGGGAACCGAAAAUUGGAUGCUGCCUAUCACGAAUUAAAGGAAAUGGAAGGCAUCUGUCCAGUAUUUCUCUUCUUCUCGGUUAAUGCUAGUGGCCAAUUUUGUGGUGUAGCUGAGAUGAUUGGGCCUGUUGACUUUGAGAAUGAUGCUGAUUACUGGCAGCAGCAGGAUAGGUGGAGUGGUCAGUUUCCCGUCAAAUGGCAUAUUGUCAAAGAUGUACCCAACAGUCGCUUUCGCCACAUACUUCUUGAAAAUAAUGACAACAAGCCUGUCACACACAGCCGGGACUCUCAAGAGGUGAAGCUGGAACAGGGAAUUGAAAUGUUGAAAAUUUUCAAGGGCCAUGAUCCCGAGACAUCCCUACUUGAUGAUUUCCAGUUUUAUGACGAGCGGGAGAAAACCUUUCUGGAGAGGAAGGCAAAACAGCAAGCCAGUUAUAGUGGGAAUACAAGUGGAGAUGCAGCGUCUGCUCAUGUAACCGAAUCAAUUAGUCAACUGUCGGAAAAUUUGGCCGAUACUCUACGGUUGGAUGGCAGUGUAAGCAUAUCCAAGGAGGAUUUGGAGUAA
Striga hermonthica is the source of this 1845-nucleotide messenger RNA. Lineage: Eukaryota; Viridiplantae; Streptophyta; Magnoliopsida; Lamiales; Orobanchaceae. The record is from the annotation of a GenBank genome assembly.